Molecule: messenger RNA, 8053 nt
Organism: Talpa occidentalis (Iberian mole)
Lineage: Eukaryota; Metazoa; Chordata; Mammalia; Eulipotyphla; Talpidae
Gene: PLEKHH1
Product: pleckstrin homology, MyTH4 and FERM domain containing H1
Exons: 29
Coding region: 143-4237 (1364 amino acids)
Cellular component (GO): cytoskeleton
Source: RefSeq, a predicted model, not a curated record
GGCGGCCGCCGCGGACUCGGGCGGCUUCGACGCAAGGUCAGCGGCGGACGCGCUCUCGGGGCGCGCGAGUGCCCGGGGCGCGGCGGGCACGGCCGCGAGCUCGCUGGAGUGCUCCCUGGGAUAUCCUGACAUUGACGCCAUCAUGGCAGAGCUCAAGGUGGAGACCCGGAGCAGCGUGGAUUGGCAGAAGCGGUGCCUGGCCCUGGAAACCCAGCUUUUCCGGUUCCGCCUACAAGCCAGCAAGAUAAGGGAGCUGCUGGCUGACAAGAUGCAGGAGCUGGAGCAGAGGCUGCUGGAGGCAGAGCAGAGGGCAGAGAACGCAGAGACCCAGGUGGGUGUGAUGGAAGAAAAGGUGAAACUGUGCAAUCUGAAGAAUGUGGACUCAGCAGGCAGCCUGCACCAGAAGUACCAGGAAUUGCUCAAAGCCAUGGAAAGCAAAGAUGAGCUCAUCAGUCAGCUGGAGGCUCAGCUGGAGAAGCAGAAGCAGAUGAGAGCUGAGGAAGCAAAAAUUGUUCAAGAAAAAGCUGCAAAGAUCAAGGAGUGGGUGACAGUGAAGUUGGCCGAGCUUGAGAUGGAGAAUCAGCACCUGAAAAGCUGUAAUCAGCGCCUGGUAGAGCAAGUAGGAGCCCUUCAAGAUGCACUAGGAGCUCUUCAGAUGGCACCUUUGGGGAAGCUACUGGUGAACCCCCAGGGAACCCCAGAACAGGAUUCUUCCCUUUCAAAGCCAGGAACCCGACCAGUGGGGCAGGACAGUGGCCCUCAGGCCCAGGGUGCCCUGAAGGCAUCUCCGCCUGCAUCUUAUUCAGGUGCAGCACAGAGCAAGGACGCUGUUCCUAAAGCAGAAAGCCCAUUGGCGGAUUCUAAUUCCAGCACGGUCCAUUCCAGGGAAAUACCGGAGGCCAAGACUCUUCCACCUCUAGGAAGACAGGGUUCUCCUUGCCAGUUGUGUAUGAAACCUCACACCCCAAGACGUGGUUCAGCUUCCUGGGGAGAGGGCCUGGCCAUCGCUCAGGGGGGCACAUUCCCUGGGACAAAGACCUCUGUCAGGGAAGGUGGUCCUGGCAGCAGUCUGACACUCCCGAAGGUGCGGACUCCUGGCACCCCGAGGGACAGCAUCCAGCUGGCCAAGCGGCACCACAGCCAGCCCCAGGUCAGCCCUGGGCACUUCCACAACAUGGUGAGCAUUGAUAUGGGGACCCUGUCGGCCCUCCACCCCUCCGGCCUUCCUGAGGUGGAGCCCCGAGCUGAGCCUCUGGAAGAACCAGAGAAGAUGGAGAUGGAGGAUCAACCAGCAGCAGGGAAGAAGGAGGAAAGAGAAAGCUCAAAGGUCCCUGGAGCUGAGCUGGAGGAAGUGGACUCAGGGAACAAACCACCUACACCCCCCCUACACCGAUUUCCAUCUUGGGAGAGCCGGAUCUACGCUGUGGCCACGUCAGGCAUGCGGCUCUCAGACGUGUCUCCCAGAAGUAAUGCUACCAGCUGCGCUUCAAGCCCUCCUGCCCUGGCAUCCCCUGGGCCUUUCUCUGGCCUCAUCUACAAGAAUGUCACUGUGCCGGUCUACACAACCCUGAAGGGGAGAGCCAUGCAAAUUAGCAGCGUACCCUUUGUGGACGAGUCCUCUGGGUCCGAUGAUGACUGCAGCUCUCAGGCAAGUUUCCGAACUUCAGUCCCCUGCUCUGAGUCCAGGAAGACCAGCGGACUGGGCAGCCCACGGGCCAUCAAGAGAGGAGUCUCCAUGUCCUCACUGAGCUCUGAGGGUGACUACGCCAUCCCCCCGGAUGCCUGCUCACUGGACAGCGACUACUCCGAGCCUGAACACAAACUGCAGCGUACCUCGACCUACUCUACUGACGGGCUGGGCCUAGGCGGGGAGUUACUGGAGAAGUCUGGCUACCUGCUAAAAAUGGGGAGCCGGGUGAAGACCUGGAAGAGGCGCUGGUUUGUCCUGAGGCAGGGACAGAUUAUGUACUACAAGUCCCCGAGUGAUGUCAUCCGGAAACCUCAAGGACAGGUGGAAUUGAACUCCCGUUGCCAAAUUGUUCGAGGGGAGGGCGCCCAGACAUUCCAGCUCAUCUCUGAGAAGAAAACCUAUUACCUGACGGCGGAUUCACCCAGCCUGCUGGAGGAGUGGAUCCGAGUGUUACAGAGCCUGCUGAAGGUCCAGGCCGUUGGGCCUCCAGCCCUGCCUCAGGGUGGCACCAAGCCCACCGUGAAGGGCUGGCUCACCAAGGUAAAGCAUGGCCACUCCAAGCUGGUCUGGUGUGCUCUCAUUGGGAGAACCUUCUACUACUAUCGGAGCCAUGAAGACAAGCGACCCCUAGGCCGCCUGCCUGUGCGGGACGCGCGCAUAGAGGAAGUAGAUCGAUCUUGUGACUCAGACGAGGACUACGAGGCUGCAGGAACCGGGCGGUUGCUGUCCUCACACUGCACCCUGGUGAUCCACCCCCCAGAGCACAGCCCCACCUACCUCCUCAUUGGCACGAAGCAUGAAAAGGACACAUGGCUUUACCACCUCACAGUGGCUGCAGGUAACAGCAGUGCCAAGGUGGGCACUGCCUAUGAGCAGCUCAUUGGAAAACUGAUGGAUGGCGAAGGAGACCCAGAUUCCCCACUCUGGAGGCACCCCAUGCUGUGCUACAGCAAAGACGGGCUGUGUGCCUCCCUCACCACCCUGCCCUCUGAGGCCCUGCAGACCGAGGCGCUCAAGCUCUUCAAGUCCUGCCAGCUCUUCAUCAACGUGCCUGUGGAAGCUGCCUCAGUGGACUACCACGUGUCCCUAGCCCAGGCAGCCCUGCAGGUCUGCCUGGUUCACCCCGAGCUGCAGAGCGAGAUCUACUGCCAACUCAUGAAGCAGACCAGCUGCCGCCCGACUCAGAAGUACUCCCUCAUGCAGUGCUGGCAGCUCCUGGCUCUGUGCGCCCCACUCUUCCUGCCUCAGCACCACUUCCUCUGGUAUGUCAAACAGCGGCUCCAGCGCCAUGCAGAUCCCAGAAAUGAAACUGGCCAGUACGCCACCUACUGCCAGCGGGCAGUGGAGCGAACCCUGCAGACUGGGGAGCGGGAAGCCAGGCCAUCACGUAUGGAAGUGGUGUCCAUCUUGCUGCGAAACCCCUUCCAUCACUCCUUGCCCUUCAGUAUCCCCGUGCAUUUCGCCAAUGGGACUUACCAGGUGGUUGGUUUCGAUGGCUCCUCCACAGUUGAUGAGUUCCUCCACCGGCUGAACCAGGAGACAGGCAUGAGGAAGUCUUCGCAUUCUGGCUUUGCCCUCUUCAUGGAUGAUCCCUCUGGCAGGGACCUGGAACACUGCCUGCAGGGGAGUGUCAAGAUCUGUGAUGCCAUCUCCAAGUGGGAACAAGCCCUGAAGGAGCUGCACUCUGGAAAGUCUGAGGGUGGCACACGUGUUGUGAAGCUGAUGUACAAGAACAGGCUGUACUUUCGGAGUCAAGUCAAAGGGGAGACAGAGCGGGAGCGGCUGCUGCUUGCCUCCCAAACUAGUGGAGAGAUAGUGGCAGGGAGAUUCCCUGUCAACAAGGAACUGGCUCUGGAGAUGGCUGCCCUCAUGGCCCAGGUAGAAUAUGGGGACUUGGAGAGGUCUCCCCCAUCAGGCUCUGGGGGCACACCCCCUGCCAAGGCUCAGCAUCACCUCCAGCAGGUCCUAGAUCGGUUCUAUCCAAGGCGCUAUAGACAUGGGGCAUCCACUGAACAGCUGAGGCACAUGGCAGAUCUGCUAGCCACAAAGUGGGCAGCACUGCAAGGCUGCUCCUCUCCUGAGUGCAUCCGCAUCUACCUGACAGUGGCCCGGAAAUGGCCUUUCUUUGGUGCUAAGCUCUUUGCUGCUCAGCCUGCCCAGCUGUCUUCCAGGGAGACCGCUCUGGUGUGGAUUGCGGUGAAUGAGGAUGGCGUCAGCAUCCUGGACCACAACACCAUGCAGGUACAUGUCACUUACCCGUACUCCUCAGUGAUGACCUUUGGUGGCUGCCGGGAUGACUUCAUGCUGGUAAUUAGAUCCACCCUAGACCAGAGCUCCGGCAAAGGCCACACUGAGAAGUUGAUCUUCCGGAUGGCUGCUCCCAAGAUCGCAGAAGCUACCUUUGUCGUGGCCAGCUACAUGAACCACUGCUGCACGGCUGCAAACCCACCCAGCCCCCCACCUGCCGCCCGCCAUUUGUGGGAACUGGAAGGACGACAGUUCUUUGCUCCGGUUCCACAUGCUGUCAAGGGCCCGGCAUUGCUGUGACUUUCUCCCACCCCACCCCUGCCACCACCCAGUGCCUCUGGAAUUAGACAGGUAUCCUGGGGUGUGAUACUACUGUGAUGGGCCUAACAGCCCCCCCACCUACCCUCACCCCUUACACUAUCUGUUCUGUGAAGUGUGUAUUUCAGUGUCCAUGCAGCUUUUGUCCUCUAUGUGCCUUAUGUUUCAGAGCCCAACUUGUAAAAAUCCAGACUCAUUGUAAAACCAGUCUCUUUCACAGGAAUACUGAGCUCUGGAUGCUGCCUGAUUCUAGACACAGGCUGGGACGGUCCACUGUUACUGAGGGUGUCAGUGCCAUAAGUCAGAACCGUCUCCACUGAUACUCUCAGGAAAGCUAGUUAUUUUUAUGUUAUAUAAUAUAUGGUCCUUGUGUGGGGAUUUAUACUUGAAAUUUUCUCAACAUCCCUGAACAGGAUAGGACUAAAAUUUUUAAUUCGCCUGAACUGUGACAAAAGCCUAGUAAACUCUCUAAACUGGACUUGCUUUCCCAGAUGGGAAAAGUACAGAGGGCUGGAUAAAAAGGAAUAUUCAUUUUUCCCUUCCCUAGCUGUGCCUGCAGCACCCCUCCUGGGUUAGCAGCUCCCAUCCUUGCAGAGCAAGGUGCUGUCCCAUGGAGACAGAAGCUGUCCUCCCUCCUUCACAUUGGACUGUAAGCCCAAAUGGGCACCACAUGCUGUCCACGAGCAAGGGCUAGGUCCAACUUGACCUCUCCCUGCCCCGUUUUAACAGCUAGACAGGGUUCAGUGAAGACUGUGCUCGCUACUGUACGACAAAGUGGUCGAUAUCCAUUUCCCCGCCCUUUGAAAUAACAAGCAGAUGCACUCAGCUUUUUGCUGCUCUGUAAGGCCACCAAAGAUAAAUCAGAAACGAGAUUCAUUCAGGUUCAUAGGCCUGGAUUUUCUCCUCAAGACUUCUGGCAGACUUCUGCUGGGAAUGUUCAAGGGCAGUGAGCACGUAUGUGAUACCUGUUGUAGCCUAAGGGCAUCAGGUGAAAGAAAGCGAAAGCUUUUUUCACUUCCUGAUGAUACCAAUAUCCUUGUUUCAUAGACUUAGACCUAUCAAGUACAGAUGAGAUGGUCUUUGUCCCCACCCUCCCCUAACAGAAAAAAAGACGAAAGAGUUGAUUCAUACUCUGAUUUUCCAACAUCAGAGAUGCUGAGUUUUAUUUCAUAGUUACCAUGUGUCAAUAAAGUGCAGAACACUGUGGGUUUAGCAUUAGCAGCCCAGACCAAGCCUUUCACCCGAACAGUGAACAAUGUGUGUAGCACACACUGCUAAAACUGCAAGGCUGCAAUGCAACUAAUCUGAACAGCCCAGCUGCUCAACCUUCCUCUCACCCUUUCAACAGACAAGCAUGACGAAAAAGGCAGCACAUGGUGUCUGCCUUUUUAAAAUGAACUUGACUUUAUAAGGCUGGCAAUUUUUCAGCCAUUUCUGCUCCUUCCUGUUGCCCCAGAAUUUGGAUCUAGCUCAGACAUUUCUACCUCAAACAAGUUACAUGUACUUCAGGCUCCUGGGCAACCCCUCUGGAACUGAUGUAAAAGACAAGGAUUACAGAUCUGAUUUUAUAACAUCUUGAGUGUUUCAAAGACAAUGAGUAUAAUACCUACCCUGGAGUUAAAAAAUAAUUAGAUUCCAAAGAAAAAGCAAGCAAAAACGGAGCUGUGUUCAUACUGAAUUUGGGGGUCAAGCUAUUUUCCCCACCUGCUUUCCUUUCCAAAUCCUGCAGGAAUCCUCCCUUAGUUCAUUAAUUCUAUACAGAAGAAACUGCCUUAUGAACAAAGGCUUUUAUAGCUUGCGUGUUUGCAUGAUUUUUAACAUGACUGGAAAACAAAGUCAAAUUUCUUUCUUUUGACUUAUCUCUCUUGGCACAAGAAUCGUUUGAAACUAUUGACAAUGCUGAGUAACAGAAGAGUAUUAAUGUGCUUGACACCCACAACUGAAAUGCCAUGAUCAUGUCUGUCAAUAAAAAGCAGCUGUCUGUGAACCAGGCAAUUAUUGUGUAUGCUUUGGAAGGAGAUCUGUUUAUUAAGAUAGUCAUCAUAAAUUAACCCUGUACACAACCAGGAACUAGGUGGACAGAGACUAGUCUUUUGUAAGACAUUUCUUCCUGCUAACCAGUACCUGAGGGCCUGACUUUUUUUUUUCUUCACUUGUAUAUAGGAGUAUGCAGUUGGAAAUGAUAACUUUCUCAGGGGAGCUGAUGUCAGUUUCCCAUGUCUUGUUUCACAAAUUUCAACAAAUAGUAAACUUAAAUGUGCUUAGGAAUUUCACAAAGUGCUCUUCGUCAGCAGUACUUCUGACAUCAUUUCUUAAGAUCUCCCCUCAGUUGGUAAAGUAGGCAAAACCUUACAAGGGGAACACUCAAAUACACAUAAAUCCUUUGCUCAACAUCACACAAUGAGUUAGGUUUCCAGUCACGCUCUAUAGCUCUUCGAUUCACUGCAUCCAUACUGGUUUCUAGGACUGUGUCCAGCUCGUGGUCUAGAAUACAGAAAAUAACCAGCCACUAUGGCUUAGGAAUCAUCUCCCAUGGAAGACAAUACUGGCCUUCUGUAUGCUGGGACUCAGGGGCUUGUUGAUGUGGCUUUCUGGUGUGCCAGGAUCUCCUGGCAGCUCCUGUACACUUCAGUCAAGCAGUCCAGCCGGGGCUUGGCACUCUGAAUUCCAAAGGGGAGAAAUGCAGAGUCAAGAUGAACGUAAGAGAGUGCUUAGUGGUGCUGCGUCCACGUGCAACCUCAAUCUCACCCACAGCAAGGGGUUUAAGUGGCACAGGUGUGAGCUCAGAGGGGCAGGAAGUUCAGGCCUCAGAGCACCUUCUUAGGAGUUCCAAACUAGGCCCACAGGCCACCCUGUACAUUCUGAAGCAGGAGCUCAGAAGACAGUUUUUUAAUCUUGUCAAAAUGUCAUGGUCUCCAAGAUGUGGUUUAUAUACACAAUGGAAUACUACUCAGCAAUCAAAAAAGAUAUGCCAUUCUCAGCAAUAUGGAUGGAGCUGGAAGGGAUUAUGCUCAGUGAAAUAAGUCAGAAGGAAAAAGAAAAAUAUUAGAUGGUUUCACUUAUAGGAGGAACAUAUGGAAACCAUACAAGGGAUCAGGGGGAAAAAAAAAGACAAAACUAAUAGGCAUUCUCUAAAUUAGAGACCUUCAUUAGGGGAAGGGGAGGGAAAGUGGUCAAAAUGGGAGGGAAGAGCAAAAGAGUCUUUGGUGAUGCUUCACGGGUGUCUUGGUGGUGGUGAUCUUAUGGAGCCAACAUUCGAGAGGAGAAAUCAAACACAGUACAAAAAUGAACGACAUGUAAGAAAUCUCCAUCUAAGAGCAAGCACAAGGUAUAACAAGGACAGACCCUCUCAGAAAGUAUCACAAGCUAUGGAACAGUCCCAGAAACAAGAAGGGCAGUUUAAUAUGCAAAUUUAGAAAAUCAUUAAACAGUGACAUGUAAUACAACUAAAAGUAAAAGAAAAGCCACAGAAUAGGAAAAAUAUAUGUGGAAAGCAUAUUUAAUAAAAGACCAUUACCCAAAAUAUGUGAAUUGUUACAAACGCACAAUCAGUAUCUAAACUCUAUGAGUAGACAAAGGAGACCGAUCAUUUAAAACAAGCAAUAUUGGCAGGUAACAGAAGGAAAUAUGAAAAGUAUUAUUUAAAGAGAUACAAAUUUAACUUUAAAAUGCCUUUACCUACAUAUUAAACUCUAACGGAGCUAAUUCUGUUAGCCAAGACUGUAAAAAAAAAAAAAUACAAAUUCUCAAAAGUUGUCCAAUCUCAGUAGUCAAAUCUCAAACACUGUGAAAAAAAUC